AUGAGGCUGGUGGGCACGGGGGCGUGCGGCUGGGCCCUCGGCGUGCGAGGCUGGCAGGCACAGGCGCGCGCGUCGGGGCCGGCGGCGCGCGCGUCGGGGCCGGCGGCGCGCGACGCCGGCAACGGCAACGUGAAGGUCCAUUUCUACUUCGUGCUUCCAGGCGUGGACUCCCUUGGGGUGUGCUACGGCAUGAGCGGCAGCGACCUCCCGCCGGCGAGCACCGUCGUCCGCAUGUUCAAGUCGAACGGCAUCAAGGCGAUGCGGCUGUACGCGCCGGACAAGGCGGCGCUGGAGGCCUUGAACGGCACCAGCAUCGGUGUCCUCGUCGGCGCGCCGAACGACGUGCUGUCCAACCUCACAAGUAAGAAGGCCGCCGCCUCCUGGGUCCGCGACAACAUCCAAGCCUACCCGUCGGUAAAGUUCCUCUACAUCGCCGUCGGCAACGAGGUGGCCGGCAAGCCGGCGGACCUUCUUGCUCCGGCGAUGGAGAACGUUCACGCCGCGCUCGCCGCGGCCAAGCUUGGGCACAUCCAGGUGACCACGUCGGUGUCGCAGGCGAUAGUGGGCGUGUGCAACCAGCCCUCCGCCGCCAAUUUCACCAAGGAGGCGCAGGUGUUCAUGGGCCCAGUGCUGAAGUUCCUGGCUUGCACGGGCGCGCCGCUCAUGGCUAACAUCUACCCCUACUUCACCUACGCCUACAACCCGGGCGACAUGGACAUCCGCUACGCGCUCUUCACCGCUCCAGCCACCGUGGUCAAGGACGGCAAGUACAAUUACCAGAACCUCUUCGACACGACCAUCGACGCCUUCUAUGAGGCCAUGUCCAAGCUCGGCGUGUCCAAUGUGUCGGUCCUGGUGUCGGAGACGGGGUGGCCAACCGGCGGAGGUAAGGCAGCGACACCGGAGAACGCGAAGGUCUACAACGAGAACCUGAUCAAGCACAUAAGAGGGGGCACGCCGCGGCACCCGGACGCCAUCAAGACGUAUCUCUUCUCCAUGUUCAACGAGAACCAGAAGCCUAAGGGUGUGGAGCAGAAUUGGGGUCUCUUCUACCCAAACAAGAAGCCCGUCUACAAAAUCAGCUUGGACGUAACUCCAGAUCCUGAUUCUCCUGCUCCAGCGCCGGGUCCAGAAUCUCCAGCUGCAGCUCCUCAUUCUUAUUAGGAGAUCCUCUCAGCUCGUGGAGUAAGCGACUCCGUCCGAUAAGAAUGUAAAAGAAUACUGCAAUGCUAUUAGCGUAGUAUCUUCAAUGAUUUGUACACGCAAAAUACAUACAAAUUACCUUAGAUGUAUGUAACGGGUCGAAACU
This is a messenger RNA of Panicum virgatum (switchgrass), 1309 nucleotides long. Its product is annotated as lichenase-2-like. Gene Ontology annotation, molecular function: hydrolase activity, hydrolyzing O-glycosyl compounds. Gene Ontology annotation, cellular component: plasma membrane. The transcript is spliced from 2 exons. Gene Ontology annotation, biological process: carbohydrate metabolic process. The coding region runs from base 1 to 1164 and encodes 387 amino acids. The record is from RefSeq and is a predicted model, not a curated record. NCBI's taxonomy places the organism in Eukaryota, Viridiplantae, Streptophyta, Magnoliopsida, Poales, Poaceae.